Molecule: messenger RNA, 799 nt
Organism: Panonychus citri (citrus red mite)
Lineage: Eukaryota; Metazoa; Arthropoda; Arachnida; Trombidiformes; Tetranychidae
Exons: 7
Coding region: 88-744 (218 amino acids)
Source: RefSeq, a predicted model, not a curated record
UCUUUGGACCAUUUCAAUCAUAAUUAAUGUUUAAUUGUUAUUAGUCAAUAUAAAACUUUCGAUAACUAAUUAACCAUACAAAUCAAUAUGAAUUUCUCAUUCUUCUUGAUUUCCGUUCUCUGUGUUUCAACCAUUGGAGCUGCUCCAUUUGGCAACCCUGAUGAUGUAAAAAAGUUCGUUAAAGAAUUUGUUAACAAUUUUGAAACCACAACUCAAGGCUGGAAAAUUGAUAGUUCACUCGAACACAAUGUAAUCCAACAAAUUGAACAACGAUUUGAUGAUGGAUAUACUCCUGACUGGAAUCCUCAGCUAAGUGAUAAGGAGAAUCUUGUCAAUUUAAUUAUCAAUUACGGUAGAGAUCAAGACCUCCCAUAUCCAGGAAUAACUCAAAACUCAACUCUCUACGAAGUUAUUGAAGUUAUACCAAAAUAUUUCCCUAUUAUCGAGUUAACCGACGAACAAGCAGCGCUAGUUGCUCAAGUUAUUAUUGAUGUAAUCGUUCAACUCCAAAUUCGAGGUCUGAACGUAUAUAAACCUCUUCGAGUUAACGUCGAAACAAUUGUCGCUAAUUCUAUUGAUGAAAAAUCAGAGAAGACAAACUCAGGAGUUUUGGAAGCUUCAUUUGAAGAGGUAAUCACCAAUGCCGCUAUAAAUGCUCUUAAGUUAUUCCAAUUCGAAGGAUACUCAUCGGAAUCAACUCUACAUGAUAAUGUCAAUACUUUUCUUGAUGAAUUUUCUUAUUAAAACUGAACGGAUAAAUCGAUAUCUAAAUAAUGAAUAAACUUUAAUUUAACUUUCA